GCCUGUCUCGGGAUUGCUCGGUUCUGGAAUUACGGGCCGUUUGAGUCUAUGAUGUCAGUUUCCGGAGGCGCACUUUGUGAGAUUCUGUAUAAGACAGCUGCUUCGUCCGUGUAAUCAAUAUGUGCUUUGAAGAUCUUUCGCACAAAACAUAUGAUAUACUUAAUCUGACUCUCCUGUGCGCUAUCGCCGUCAUGCCAGCCACAGCUUCAGACGUCUGCCUUGUCAUCCUGGCGAUUUUCAUCCCCCCACUCGCAGUCUUGUUGAAGCGGGGAUGUGGCCCCGAUCUCUGCAUCAAUAUCGUACUGACUUUGCUCGGUGACAUCCCGGGCAUAAUUCAUGCAUUGUUCAUUGUUUUGACUUCGCGCGAUAGACGGGACUGGAAUCAGAACCAGUACUACCAUCAGAGCCGAUAUUAUUGAUCCGGGCUCUAUCUAAUGGUAUCUUUACGAGUUGUCAGCGUAAUGUGUAAGGUGUAUUCUGGGAAGGACUAGCUCUGACUGAUUGUACAUACAUGAUUUUUGUUCCUUGAACUACCUCCUGCUUAAAGUACUCGCCUAUUAAUCCAAAUCAUCA
Molecule: messenger RNA, 573 nt
Organism: Aspergillus japonicus CBS 114.51
Lineage: Eukaryota; Fungi; Ascomycota; Eurotiomycetes; Eurotiales; Aspergillaceae
Product: YqaE/Pmp3 family membrane protein
Exons: 3
Coding region: 120-419 (99 amino acids)
Cellular component (GO): membrane
Source: RefSeq, a predicted model, not a curated record